AUGUCUUUUGUAGAUAAAAUUUCUAGUGGAUUUAAACACAUGUGUGACAGAUAUGCCAUGGAUUAUGACGUAUUUUUUAGGACUAGUAACACUCAACAUAAACAAAAUGUUAUCAAUAUAUGGAAUACCUUAGUUGAAAAGGGGAUUAUCUAUAAGGGCAUUUAUCACAAGCGGAUAAAUGAUAACCAAGAUUAUUAUGGUAAUGAAUAUCUAAACGAUGAUAAUCAUUCCAUCAGUAAUGAUCAAUUCACAAAGCCGAUAGAGACGUACUACUUCAAAUUAUCAAAUUUCCAGGAAAAAUUGGAAAAAUUUUACGAGCAUAACCAAGAUUUUAUAGUGCCAAAAUUUUAUUUAAAUAAAGUCAAAUCGUUCCUAAACAAUAAAUUAAUGGAUGUAUCUAUUUCCCGUAAUGAUUCUACUUGGGGGAUACCAAUCACAAAUUCAAAAGACAUUGUUUACGUCUGGUUCGAUGCACUAAUCGGCUAUUUAACAGCUUCCAAUUAUUGUGGUGAUUUGUUCUGUCAUAACCAAAAAAUUGUCAUCGGAAAUAAUGUUGGUGUGCAUGUUAUUGGCAAGGAUAUUUUACGAUUCCACGCGAUUCUGUGGAUUGCAUUGUUAAUGUCAUUGGAUUUGCCGCUUCCCCGUAAAUUACUGGUUCACGGUUGGUUGCUUAAUGGGGUAGACAAGAUUUCCAAAUCCCUCAGAAACUACAAUACAUUGGACACUAGCAUUGACGCGAUAACGUGCGACAUUACACGGUAUAAUCUUAUCAACUCUGUGAGAUUUGGAUAUGAUUGUGAAUAUACUCCCAAAUUAGUUGCAACGACAAUUUACAACUUGAAAAACACAUUUGGGGAGAUACUGCAUCGCGUGCUAUCUCUUUGGAAGCUUACAAAUGUUGAUAAAAUUGACACCAGAUUCGUGAACGUUGAUAAUAAAUUAAUAAAUAGCAUGAAUUACAAUAUUGAGACGUUGAAGGAGAUUGUUGAUAGAGGAGAAUUCCAUUUGUAUUGUCGGGUUUUGACUGAGACUGCUAGUCUAAUUAAUUCAUAUAUAAACGAUAGGAAACCAUGGGCAAAUGCCAAAUAUAUAAAUGAAACUUUGUACAAUUGUCUAGUCUCUCUUCAAAAACUUGCUUUAAUGUCAUAUCCCGUAACACCCAACACCAGCCAGCUGAUUAUGAAAAGGCUUGGCCAACCACAAAUUAUCAGGGACACUAGUUUUGAAACAAAUCAAUCAACUUUCACGUUCCUGAGGGCUGAACCUAUAAAAUUAUUCUAA
Molecule: messenger RNA, 1281 nt
Organism: Babesia microti strain RI
Lineage: Eukaryota; Apicomplexa; Aconoidasida; Piroplasmida; Babesiidae
Product: methionyl-tRNA synthetase
Exons: 5
Coding region: 1-1281 (426 amino acids)
Biological process (GO): methionyl-tRNA aminoacylation
Molecular function (GO): ATP binding; methionine-tRNA ligase activity
Source: RefSeq, a predicted model, not a curated record